CUUUUUCUGAUCUAUAAAUUAUCAACUUAACCUUAAUUUCGUACAAUUCGAAUUUGAGAAAUGGCAGACAAACUCAAAAAAAAAAUUGUGGUUUCUGAUGAAAGCAGCGAAGAUGAAAAUGAGUUAGACCUUCCUUUGGAAAAAUUGAAUUUGGGUCCUAAAAAGAAACUUCUCGUUCUCUGUCUUGGCGGAGUACUUACACAUAGAGUGCAUGUUAGAGAUAAGCACACGGUUCGUGGAUUGAAACCUGAUGUCACCUACGGAAAAUUUCUCGUUUUCAAGAGGCCGUUUUGUACCGACUUCAUGAAAUUUUGCUUUGAACGAUUUGUGGUGGGCUUGUGGUCGUCUGCUAGAGACCAUAACAUUGAUGGUGUUUUGAGCUGUAUCACUGGACCUGGAAUGAGAAGCAAGUUAGCUUUUGUAUGGAGUCAAGAUGAAUGUACAGAAUCUGGAUUUUACUGCCUAAGGAAGGAAGAAAAGCCUCUGUUUCUUAAGAAUUUGAAGGAUCUCUGGGAAAAGAAAUACCGAAGUCUUCCCUGGGAGAAGGGACAAUAUUCAUCUUUAAAUACAUUGUUGGUUGACGAUGAACCCCACACGUGCCUGUUGAAUCCUCCUGAUACUGCGAUAUUUCCCCAACCGUACAAAAAGCCCGACCUCAAAGAUACACUUCUAGGGCCAAAUGGUGAAUUACGAGGCUUUCUGGAAGGACUUACUGAUGCAGACAAUGUUCCUACUUACGUGAAAAAGCAUAGAAUCGGACAGCUUGCUAUAACACCUUCACACCCCGACUGGAGUUACUAUGCCAAGGUCGUUCGCCAUUUUGGCAAGAAAGAUGAAGAAAGAGAUGAUAAUACUAGUGAAUGAGAACUAAUCUCUAAACAGCUUUGGAUGCUGCGAUCCAAAAUUAUAAUAAAUGUGUGAUGCAACAUAUCAGUGCUUUUUGUAUUUGAACUUGGCUGUUGGAAAUUAUAUAUUAAGAACUUCUAUGCUAUU
Messenger RNA from Olea europaea var. sylvestris, 993 nucleotides. RefSeq lists its product as uncharacterized. The transcript is spliced from 6 exons. The coding region runs from base 61 to 864 and encodes 267 amino acids. Gene Ontology annotation, molecular function: phosphoprotein phosphatase activity. The record is from RefSeq and is a predicted model, not a curated record. Lineage: Eukaryota; Viridiplantae; Streptophyta; Magnoliopsida; Lamiales; Oleaceae.